Messenger RNA from Solanum stenotomum, 1407 nucleotides. Its product is annotated as putative Peroxidase 48. The record is from RefSeq and is a predicted model, not a curated record. Gene Ontology annotation, cellular component: plasmodesma; plant-type cell wall. Lineage: Eukaryota; Viridiplantae; Streptophyta; Magnoliopsida; Solanales; Solanaceae. Gene Ontology annotation, biological process: response to oxidative stress; hydrogen peroxide catabolic process. The transcript has 4 exons. Bases 267 to 1325 code for a protein of 352 amino acids. Gene Ontology annotation, molecular function: heme binding; peroxidase activity.
UUUCCCCAAUUCCUCCAAAUCGCUUCCACCAUUUCUCAGUUGAGACGAAUUUGUUGUCAAUUCUGAUAUCGCAAUGUCUCAGUUGGGGAACUCACCGUUGGUGCCCAUAAAGAAAAACUUAUUAUACCCGUUUUUGCUGUUUCAAAUUUUGGCGCUAUCUACUUCUCUCUGUGUAUAUAUAGAGUACUGUAGAUUAGAAGGCGAGUCAGGUGUCAGUCCACACCAAUAUCCCCCAAUCUCUAUACUUUCUCUUCACCCAUUUCGAAAUGUUUAGCAAGAACUGGGCUUUAAUGGCGGUUUUCUCACUCUUGGUUAUCUGCCUUGUGGCUACAAUGCCGGUGCAUGCAGAGGUUGAUCCAGGAAGUGCCUCUGGUUUCCCUUUUCUUCUCAGAUAUGGUUAUUAUGAUGAUAAAUGUGAGGAUCUUGAGGACAUUGUGUGGUCGAAGAUGAAGACAAUUGUCCAGCUGCAACACAAUGCCCCAGCACAACUAUUACGCCUAAUGUUCCAUGAUUGUUUCAUUGGGGGUUGUGAUGCAUCCGUUCUGCUAGCUGAUAGAAAUGAGAAUGGGACUGUUGAACGUGAGGCCAUCCCAAACAGGACGCUGAAAGGCUUCAACUUCAUUGACACGAUAAAGGAUGAAAUUGAGGAGGAAUGCCCUGGGGUUGUCUCUUGUUCUGAUAUCCUUGUCCUGGCAACAAGAGAUGGCAUAGUUUUGGCUGGUGGACCAUAUUAUCCUGUGCUUACAGGCAGACGGGACAGUAAGGAGUCAUUCUUUGAUAAGGCGAUGGCUGAAAUUCCACGACCAAAUGGGAAUAUCAGUGAAACUCUUAGGCUAUUUUCGCUCAGAGGAUUUGAUGAGAGGGAAACAGUGGCCCUCCUUGGAGCACAUAAUAUUGGGAGGAUUGGCUGUCAAUUUAUUCGGCCCAGGCUCAGUAAUUUCACGGGGACAGGUUUACCUGAUCCAACAAUUCCUCCCGACUUUCUUGAAGAGUUGAGGCGGAAGUGUCCAGACGACAACAACACCAUCAGCAAUAUGUUGAAUGAUGAACAUACAGAUACAGCUAGGGGUCUGAGUGUAUCAAUUGCGACUUCAUUAGAUAAUCACUACUACAAGACCUUGAUGAGAGGAAGAGGGCUGCUGUUUGCUGAUCAACAGUUGAUGGCUAAUGAAAAGACUGCUGCAGCAGUGACAGAUUACUCUAUUGAUGAUGGGAUCAUAUUUAGGACAGAGUUUGCUCAUGCCAUGGCUAAACUGUCCAAUUUUGGUGUUCUUACUGGAUCCGAAGGAGAAGUUCGGCACAGUUGCUCACAUCUAAAUUCGUAGAUUAGAUAAAUUCAUGACUUUUCCUAGUGCUUGAAUGAUGGCACACACAUGUACAGAGUGACUUGUUUGUUUGGAUGAAUGC